AUGAGUGAACUAUUGACAAAUCUCACAAAUUCCACCUCGGCCGCCGCUGCGGCUGCAGCUGAAAUUGUUACGAACUUCUCGUCGACAACAAUUGCACCCAUAGCCGCCUCAAUCUCCGAUUCAUUUGAUUUUGAUUUAUUACAAAACUAUUCAGUGUUAAUAAAUAAAUUGGAACAAUUGGCCUUGGGUGUUGAUCCGAAUUUGGAAAAUAUUUCCGUCAAUCACAAGGAAUUUGAAAUCUCUUUGGCAAAUGGUGGCACUGUCGAUUUGCUGGGUGAUCCCAUUGCCUCAAGUCGUGCUGGCCCGCCACGCAUCACCUAUGCCAAGGGCCUGGAUGAAGCCGACUAUUCACGUGUUGUCAGUGAUAUAUGGAUUGGUAUAAUACUGACGCUACUCAUAGUGUCUGUGAUAUUUUUCAUAUGUGCCUGCUUUUUGUAUCAUAAAUUUCAACAGUGGAAGAAUUCAUGUAAGUAUUUUGGGAAAAGGGAAAAAAUUAAAUUAUAA
Messenger RNA from Musca vetustissima, 504 nucleotides. RefSeq names its product protein commissureless 2 homolog. The transcript has a single exon. Bases 1 to 504 code for a protein of 167 amino acids. NCBI's taxonomy places the organism in Eukaryota, Metazoa, Arthropoda, Insecta, Diptera, Muscidae. The record is from RefSeq and is a predicted model, not a curated record. Gene Ontology annotation, biological process: axon guidance.